This is a messenger RNA of Armigeres subalbatus, 1560 nucleotides long. Its product is annotated as zinc finger protein ZFMSA12A-like. The transcript has 4 exons. Bases 95 to 1489 code for a protein of 464 amino acids. The record is from RefSeq and is a predicted model, not a curated record. Gene Ontology annotation, biological process: regulation of transcription by RNA polymerase II. Gene Ontology annotation, molecular function: chromatin insulator sequence binding. NCBI's taxonomy places the organism in Eukaryota, Metazoa, Arthropoda, Insecta, Diptera, Culicidae. Gene Ontology annotation, cellular component: chromosome.
ACGUUUUCAAAAAUCACUCGAGACUUAUAUUUUAAAUGUUUACAAAAAUCUGAAUAUACCGAAGAUACUACAAAUUUAGCGAUACCGAUUCACAAUGAAAUGUACUUCAUGUAAAAAGAAAGCGUCCAGAUUAAUUACGCAUCGUUUAUGCAAAUGCUGUACAGAACGACUGGAGUAUGACCGCGGGGAAUCUGUUUUUCUAGUUUCCAAUGAGCAAGAUGUUCGUAAAGUGGAAUGCGACGUCUGCCAGGAGCCGGUCCGAAAGGAAGAUCUGCAGCAGCACCAAGAAGCGUGCACCGUGGGCCGUAUGGUGUACCGAUGUACGGUUUGUGACGGAGACUAUCUGGAAAGGAAUGGAUUGUGGGAACAUUUGGACUCGCAUGAGAUUUCGGAUGACAAGAAAGAAAGUCACACAAAAGAAACUAAGGUGGUGUACGAACUACAUAAAUGCGUACUGUGCAAUGACCAACGCGGUUAUCGCGAGAGUCUCUACUGGAUUCAUGUUCACGAAGAGCACGACGGGUUUUUCCUGACAUGCUCGAAUUGUAAUGAACAUUUCCGUUCACAAAAGCUUAAGAUUGAUCAUGACAAAAAUCACUGCAAGGCUAGCACUGCCGCUGUGGACUAUUCGGACUGCGAAGACAAUGUCCCGGAGCUUGACGUCGAAUUGAACAAAUCAGAAGACAAACUUGAUGACAACGAUGCUCAAAUGAUAGAGUUUUCAGACUGUGGGAUAGAACUCCCAGCAAAGGAACUUAAAGUCGAAAACGAUGUGGAUGAGCUUGACACCACCAACGAACAGUCAAUGCCCAAAUUGUCUAUUCGGAAGCAGUGUUCGGAUUGUGGACGUAAAUUUCGAAAACAGAAGACUUUUGUUACGCAUCGAUGUAACGUCGGAACGAAGAAGAAGACUUCCAACUCGAACCAACCCACUACUGACAACAACAAGGAAAACAAACAAAAAGUGUCCAGAAAGGCCAGCAGGUUCGAACCGGUUAAAUCCCAGUGUCCACAUUGUCAACGUGUGUACAAAAAUCGAGAUAAUCUUAACGUUCACAUUCGGACAUUCCACAGACCAUCAAAGUGCAAAAUUUGUGGGCUGCAACUGGCUAACUACAGUCAGGUGAAAAUUCACAAGGAAGCGGUCCAUCUAGCCGGUCGCGAAUGCCCAUAUUGCCGAAAAAUGUUCAAAGCGAAAAACUUCCAAAACCACGUAAAUUCCCAUCUUGAAGCCAGCCAUCUGUGUCCGGAAUGCGGUGGAAUGUUCAAAUCUAAUGCGAACCUACAGGUGCACCUUCGCAGAUUCCACACACCGGGCAAAACGCCGCGUAUGUCGAAGGGGUACACAAGAAAAAAGCGUAGCCGAAACGAGGACUUGAAUGAUGUAGCUGAAAUGAAGGAAGAAACCGGUUUUGCGGUGAGCGAAAAUGACGAUUCUCGAUCUCAACCAGAAGAUGCUGAGAUGCUUGAUUUGAAGACGGACGAUUAAUUGUCAGCAAUCAACGCACAAUGUAAGUCAUCGUAAUAUUCUGAAUGUAUUUUUUCUCUUCAUUAUAAAAA